GGAGCACAAGAUUGUGAUGACAUUCUCUCGGUGGAUCUCAGGGUCCAGGGUCUUCUUCUUCCCUUCAGAGCAUCUAGGCACCAGUGUUGUACACAAGUGGGUCAGCAGGACUUCAAUCGUGCAAUUUCCUCGGUCAACUGUUCUUGGUCACUACCUGGUUGUAUAGGUCAGAGAUUUGAGGCCAGGACUCAGCACCCAGAGACUACAUGAGAGGUUCUGUCCAUGUCACACAGCUUCUCCUCUACAAGGGGAUAUUGAAAGACUAUUGCUUCAGACCUGAGGUGACAGCCACUCCUGACAAGCACUCAGUACUUGUUGACUAGCAGCUGGAAGCUGGGAGGCAUAAUAUAAAAUGUUAAAAACAGGGGCGGACAAGAUGGCGGCGCCAGGAGAACACUGCUUCUGAGGAGCAGGACAUUUCCCAUACAGCAACCAAGAGGCUGAACUCUGGGCCCUAAAACAACAGCGAUCGUGUUUCCCAGGUGAGAGGAAACCCCCACGACGAGGGAAUCAGUCGGAUCCACGCUCAGGCCACCCAGCCAGACCCGGAAGAGAUCCCGGGUCGCGCAGGCACUAGGUCCCCAGACCAGAGCCACACUCCUGUGUGUCCCCAUCACCUUCCCAGGCUGAUCUGUGGACACAAAAACACCAGAGACUGGGAGUCCCAGUCGGGAGAAAACCCCACAGGGAAGGAAGGAAACGGGACUGGCCUCGGGUCACCCAGUCUUUCCCUGGAAAAGGACUCACAGACGAGCGGGUGUGCGCUGACGCCAUCACUGAACUGGGCUCCAGCCACGAGCACAGAGACUUGGUAGGCGCCCAACUUUCCUCUUCUUCACAAACAGAACUGUGCGCCCCAGGGCAUUGAGACUAGGAAUCCUGUCAGGAGGAAACCCCACAGGUAGGAAGGAAAUGGGGGCUGAAUUAGGUCAUCCAGUAUAUCCCUGGAAUAGGUCCCACAGACCGGCGGGCGAGCAUGCUGCCAGCCCAGAAACCUGCUGUGCACCAACUAUUCGUCACAGACCGAACUGUGUACACCAGGGCACCAGACACUUGGAGUCCCUGUCUGGAGAAAUCCCCACAGGGAACGAAGCAAAUGGGGACGGGCUUAGACCACCCAAUAUAUUCCUGGAAAAGGUCCCACAGACCGGCCCAACCCGGGGACCUGCUGUGUACCAGCUAGCCUGCUGCUACCAGGAGAGCGGUACUCACCUGCCACAGCGGUACUCACCUGCCACAGAUUACUGUGGGUACUGGGGCACAGAGCUCCAACGUCAGACCUACAAGAGCCCAGAAUCCCUGAGAUCAACCCCCAGAUACUGCUCCAAGGGGCAACCAGUUAUCCCUAACAAAACUGACCAAGUCACAGGACACUCAGGCUACAGAAGCAGCUCACUAAAUUCACAGCAAGAAAUCCAGAAGCAGGACAGCUGUCUCCGGGACUUCUCUGGGUGAGAGGAGAGCCCUCUCAGCUAACAAGGACGACAGUUACCACUCAGGUCUGUACCCCUGAGGUGAGCUGUGGCAACUCCUGAAAAACACCGGCCAUACAGUGGCCAUACCCAAAAAGCUGAGGAGGCUUCCUUCAGGAAAAAACCAUCUUUCUACCAAGGGAAUUCUCUCCACUAUAGGAUUCUAGGAACCACCAGAAACUAACACCCAAUACCUAAGAUAGCCUAAUGGGUAGAGGCCAGUGUAAAAGCUCAACCAACAAAAGACAGAGGAAUAUGGCAUCACCAGAACCCUGUUAUCCAGGGGCAAGUAGCCGUGGACACCCCAGCAUAACUGAAAUUCAGGAAGAUGACCUAACAUCUAUGCUCAUGAAGAGGAUAAUAGAAGAAACAAAUAAAAUUUAUCUUCCUAGAGGAAGAUAAAUUCAAACAGAUUAUGGCCAUCCGUAAAGAAAUACAGGAAGUUGCAGCUAAACAGUUUGUGGCCUUUAGAGAGGAAAUACUUAAAUCACUAAAAGAAAUAAAAGAAACAGAGGAUUGUUCAAACAAACAGCUGAAGGAAUUGAAGGAAAAACAGGAAAACACAGUCAGACAGGUGAAGGAAAUCAACAAAAUGGCUCAAGAUCUGAAGAUAGAAUUGGAAAAAUUAAAGAAAACACAAAUGGAGGAAAUUGUGGAGAGAAAGAACUUAGGGAAGAAAACAGGAACCACAGAGGUAAGCAUAACCAAUAGACUACAAGAGAUGGAAGAAAGAAUCUCAGGUGUGGAAGGUGCAAUGGAAGAAAUCGAUGUAUCUGUCAAAGAAAAUGUUAAAUCUAAAAAAUUCCUGACAAAGACCAUCCAAGAAAUUCAAGACAACCUAAAAAGACAAAACCUAAGAAUAAUAGGAAUAGAGGAAAAAGAAGAUUCCCUCCUCCAAGGCCCAGAAAAUAUUUUCAACAAAACCAUUGAAGAAAAUUUCCCCAAAUUAAAGGAGAGCCCAAUAAGAAUACAAGAGACCUACAGAACACCCAAUAAAUUAGACCAGAAAAGAAAAUCCUCCCAACACAUAAUAAUCAAAACAAUAAGUAUACAGAACAAAGAAAAAAUACUAAAAGCUGAAAGGGAAAAAGGUCAAGUAACAUAUAAUGGCAAACCCAUCAGAAUCACACCUGACUUCUCAACAGAGACUAUGAAAGCCAGAAGGGCCUGGACAGAUAACAUGCAGGCCCUAAGAGAACACAGAUGUCAGCCCAGGCUACUAUACCCAGCAAAGCUCUCAGUCCUCAGAGACGGAGAAAACAAGAUAUUCAAUGACAAAAACAAAUUUCAACAAUACCUACACACAAAUCCAGCUUUACAGAAGACACUAGAAGGAAAAAUACAACCCAAGAAAACUAGUUACUUUCAAGAAAACACAGGAAAUAAUUAACCUCACUACAAUAAAAUGAAAAGCAACCAAGCACACAAACUUAUGACCACAGCUAACAUAAAAAUCAAAGGAUCUAACAGCCACUGGUCAUUAAUCUCUCUCAACAUCAAUGGACUCAAUUCUCCAAUAAAAAGACACAGACUAAGAGAAUGGAUGCAUAAACAAGACCCAACAAUCUGUUACAUUGAAACACACCUAAACACAAGAAACACACCUAAGUCAAGAAGAUAGACAUUACCUGAGGGUAAAGGACUGGAAGACGGCUUUCCAAGCAAAUGGACACAAGAAGCAAGUAGGAGUAGCCAUUCUAAUAUCUGAUAAAAUAGUCUUUAAACCAAAAUUGAUCAAAAGAGAUAGGGAAGGACACUUCAUACUCAUCAAGGAAAAAUUCCACCAGGAAGACAUCACAAUCCUGAACAUCUAUGCCCCAAAUACAAGGGCACCCACAUUUGUAAAAGAAACAUUGAUAAAACUUAAACCACCCAUAGAUCCCCACACAUUAAUAGUGGGAGACUUCAGCACCCCACUCUCAACAAAGGACAGGUCAACAAAACAGAAAUUAAACAAAGAAAUAAUGUCUCUGACAGAGGUCAUGAAUCAAAUGGACCUAGCAGACAUUUACAGAACCUUACACCCAAACACAAAAGAAUUUACCUUCUUCUCAGCACCUCAUGGAACCUUCUCCAAAAUAGACCAUAUGGUUGGUCACAAAGUGAGCUUCAACAGAUACAAGAAGAUUGAAAUAAUCCCUUGUAUCCUAUCUAAUCACCAUGGAAUAAAGCUGGACCUCAACAACAACAGAAAUAGCAAAAAGCCUACACAUACAUGGAAGCUGAACAACUUGCUACUAAAUGACAGCUGGGUCAGGAAAGAAAUAAAGAAGAAAUAAACCCACACACUUAUGGACACCUGAUCUUUGACAAAGAUGCCAAAACCAUACAAUGGAGAAAAGAUAGCAUCUUCAACAAAUGGUGCUGGUCUAACUGGAUAUCUACAUGUAGAAAAAUGCAAAUAGAACCAUACUUAUCACUCUGCACAAAACUAAAGUCCAAGUAGAUCAAAGACCUCAAGAUAAAACCAGAUACUCUAAAUCUGUUAGAAGAAAAAGUGGGGAACAGCCUAGAACUCAUUGGCACAGGAGACAACUUCCUGAACAGAACACCGACAGCACAGGCUCUAAGAGCAACAAUCAAUAAAUGGGACCUCAUGAAACUGAAAAGCUUCUGUAAAGCAAAGGACACCAUCAUCAAAACAAAACGAAUUCCUACAAAUUGGGAAAGAAUCUCCACCAACCCUUUAUCUGACAGAGGGCUAAUAUCCAAAAUAUAUAAAGAACUAAUGAAGCUGAAAAGCAACAAACCAAGUAAUCCAAUUAAAAAAUGGGGAACAGAGCUAAACAGAGAAUUCUCUGUAGAGGAAUAUCAAAUGGCAGAGAAACACUUAAAAAAAUGUUCAACCUCAUUAGCCAUCAGGGAAAUGCAAAUCAAAACGACCCUGAGAUUUCACCUUACACCCAUCAGAAUGGCCAAGUUCAAAAACAAAAGUGACAACACAUACUGGAGAGGUUGUGGAGAAAGGGGAACCUUCCUCCACUGCUGGUGGGAAUGUAAACUUGGACAACCACUCUGGAAAUCAAUCUGGAGCUUUCUCAGACAACUAGGAAUAGUGUUUCCUCAAGAUCCAGCCAUACCACUCCUAGGCAUACAUCCAAAAGAGGCUCAAGUACACAGUAAGGACAUUUGCUCAACCAUGUUUGUAGCAGCUUUAUUUGUUAUAUGGAAACAACACAGAUGUCCCUCAACUUAAGAAUGGAUACAGAAAUUGUGGUAUAUCUACACAAUGGAAUAUUACUCAGCAAUGAAAAAUAAUGAAAUCAUGAAAUUUGCAGGUAAAUGAUGGGAACUGGAAAGGAUCAUCCUGAGUGAGCUGUCCCAGAAUCAGAAAGACACACAUGGUAUAUACUUACACAUAUAGGCAUAUAAUAUAGGAUAAACCUACUAAAGUCUGUAUAUGUAAAGAAACUAAUCAAGAGGGAGGACCCUGACUAAAAUGCUCACACCCCAUCCCGAAAGGCAAAGAGGAUGGACAUCAGAAGAAGAAGAAAACAGGAAACAAGUUAGGAACCUGCCACAGAGGGUCUCUGAAAGGCUCUGCCCUGCAGACUAUCAAAGCAGAUGCUGAGACUUAUGGCCAACUGUUGGGCAGAGUGCAUGGAAUCUUAUGAAAGAAGUGGGAAAUAGUAAGAUCUGGAGAGGACAGGAACUCCACAAGGAGAGCAACAGAAUCAGAAAAUUUGAACACAGGGGUCUUUUCAGAGACCCAUACUCCAACCAAGUACCAGGCAUGGAGUUAACCUAGAACCCCUGCACAGAUGUAGCCCAUGGCAGUUCAGUGUCCAAGUGGGUUCCAUAGUAAUGGGAAUAGGGACUGCCUCUGACGUAAUCUGAUUGGCCUGCUCUUUGAUCACCUCCCUGAGGGGGGAGGAGAGGAGCUUUACCAGGCCACAGAAGAUGACAAUGCAGCCACUCUUGAUGAGAUCUGAUAGACUAAGAUUAGAAGGAAGGAGAGAGGGACCUCCCCUAUCAGGGGACUUGGGGAGGGGCAUGCGUGAAGAAGGGGGAGGGAAGGUGAGUUUAGGAAGGGAGGAGGAGGGGGUUUAUGGGGGGAUACAAAGUGAAUAUAGUGUAAUUAAUAAAAGUUAAAAAUGUUAAAAACAAAAUUAUAUAAGUCAAGGCUCAGGGGAUGGCUCAGUGGGUAGGAGAAGUUGAUAUGCAAGCAUUAAGACUUGAAUCUGAAUCCCCAAUACAUGCUUUAUAUGUCUUCACGUACUUGUAAUCCCAGCAUUGCCAGGUGGAGGCAGGUAGAUCCUGGGAGCUCACUGGCCAGCCAGUCGAGCCUAGGCCUCCUGGCAGGCUUCCAACUCAGCGGAAGACACUGGAUCAGGCAAUAAGGCAGAAAGUGACAGAGGAUGCAGGUAACAUCCUCCUCUGGCCUUCACAUGUAUGUGCACAGGCACACUGGCAUACUCACAUGCAUGCUCCAAACAUGCACAACGCAUAAAAGGAUAAGCCACUGAAUGUCUGUAUAGUUUUAUAAAGCAGUUUCAUAAAUGUUGGCUGGGUGUAGUGGUGCAGGCCUGAAAUCCCAGCACUCAGGAGGCAGAGGCAAGUGGCUCUCUGUGACUUUGAGGCCCACCUACUCUCCAUAGUGACUUCUAGGACAACCAAAGCUACAUAAUAGAGACUCUGAGAAAAAGAGGCAUGGUUAUAGCGUGUCUUGGGUACUUGUUUAGAAUUAUCUUCAUAAAAUAAGUUUAUAGGUUGGUGGAGGGGAAAUGUAACAAGAAUGGGAAUCAAAAGGUAUAACAGAUAUUAGUUACUUUCCCAGAUUUAGCCUUGGCAUUUCUUGUCUCAUGGUAUUCCCCAUAAUAACCCAAAACCCAAAAAGGAAACCACAUAUUAUUUAAUUUUUUUGCCAUUCUUAUAUUACAUACUUACUAAGAAAAAGAAAAUCCAAAAGUGUAUAUAAUAUAUAUACACAAUAGGGCAAAGUUGUUAGCACCAACCCUUUCAUGCCACCACAGCGAAGCAUGAACCCACAAGUCUUCCUAAGAGCAAUCCCAUCUGCAAACUCUGAGUAGCAAAGGAGCAGCUGAGUUCUCCAUUUGUUUUCUACAUCUCUUCAAGGUGACUUUGUAAUCUUAAGUGUCUGGAAAAAUCACCAGACAAAAGUGUUUUGUCAUGUUAGUGCCUAUAAAUGCACAGCUACAUGGGAAUGCGGCCACGGUCAUUUCUUCAGUUACUGCCUGCAUCUUUGAGUUUCACAGGCUGCUCAAUUUUGGCUCCUUCCCCAAGGGAUAAAACUUGCCUUAUUGUCUCUUAUUGGUAAGAGCUCAACAGUUAUGAUUUUAGGUAUUACUUUGCAGAUUAUUGAUGUUAUAGGUUGGUGUGAUAGUUCAGUGGUGAAGGGAGCUUGCCAUGAAAGCCUACUGACCUGAGUUUAAUUCAUGGGUCCCAAUAAAACUAGGACAGAAAUGACUUCACCAAAUUGUUCUCUACACAUACACACACACACACACACACAAACUCACAUAAAUAAUAACAAAUAAUAAAUGAAAUUUGGUAUCCCAUUCUUCUUCA
This is a messenger RNA of Meriones unguiculatus (Mongolian gerbil), 7001 nucleotides long. RefSeq names its product methylthioadenosine phosphorylase (gene Mtap). Gene Ontology annotation, biological process: retrotransposition; nucleoside metabolic process. The record is from RefSeq and is a predicted model, not a curated record. The transcript has 3 exons. Gene Ontology annotation, molecular function: S-methyl-5-thioadenosine phosphorylase activity; single-stranded RNA binding. The coding region runs from base 1888 to 2862 and encodes 324 amino acids. Gene Ontology annotation, cellular component: cytosol; ribonucleoprotein complex. Lineage: Eukaryota; Metazoa; Chordata; Mammalia; Rodentia; Muridae.